Teleopsis dalmanni is the source of this 2265-nucleotide messenger RNA. Its product is annotated as cilia- and flagella-associated protein 410. The record is from RefSeq and is a predicted model, not a curated record. The coding region runs from base 585 to 1940 and encodes 451 amino acids. Gene Ontology annotation, molecular function: protein binding. The transcript is spliced from 12 exons. Gene Ontology annotation, biological process: cytoskeleton organization. Lineage: Eukaryota; Metazoa; Arthropoda; Insecta; Diptera; Diopsidae.
GUAAUUUUCAGUCAGUUCAGUUUUAGCUGUUGUAUUCGGUUGGUUGGGUUUUUGUAUGCGUGUGAGCGGUUAAUAUAGUUAGUUAAUUUUAUGAAAAAUAUAAUGCUUCCGUAAAUACGAGUUCGUUUCAUUUCGUCAACAAAACAUAUGUCGAAUUAAAUAUAUAUUUGCAUUUACUUGAUCACAUCUAUAUGCUUACAUAUGUUGUGACAGUGAAUAUGAUAUACAAAAAUAAAAGAACAAGCUUUGAUUUCUAUUUAAUUAUACAAUUCAAAUUGUUCUCGUAAAAUUUCAUUUGUAUUUCUGUAUCAAAAAAUCAAGCAAAAUUUGUUUCGAACAAAUUAACAGUAAAAAGGUGUGGAGCACAAAAAAGAAGAAGGAAAAUAGUGGAAAAAUCGAUCUUAGUAAAAUUCCGCGUGAACCUGGUCUUAACUAUUAGUCAUACCCGGUCUUUGAAAAGCAAAAACAAGUAUCUCAGAUAUAUACGGUACUGGCACCUGUUGGUUGGCUGUUAAUACGAUUAACUGUAUGUGUUUUGUUGGGAUUAUUUUGUGAUUGGAGGAGAAUAUAUACAUAUAAGCAUAAUGACCCGCCUAACAGAAGAAAUGGUCAUUGCUAGGUCAAAGCAGUCUGAUUUGGCCUCAAUUAAGAAACUUAACUGUUGGGGAAGCGAUUUAAGCGAUGUAUCCAUAAUCAAAAAAAUGCGUGGUGUUGAGGUUUUAGCUUUAAGUGUUAAUAAGAUAAGUUCACUACAGCCUUUCGAAGACUGCGUUAAGUUACAGGAACUCUAUUUACGUAAGAAUAAUAUAAAGGAUUUGAAUGAAAUAGGUUAUCUACAAAAUCUUCCUAAUCUAAAAUAUCUCUGGUUAGAAGAAAAUCCUUGUUGCGAAAAAGCAGGACCUUCAUAUCGCGCCAUUAUUUUGCGUGCAUUGCCAAAUCUAAAAAAACUAGAUAACGUUGAAGUAACAGAAGAGGAGGUGAAUAAUGCUUUGAGUGUUGGUGGCGGUAGCGCAGGCAGUGAGCCUGGUUCCAAUCAAGGGGACGAGACAUACGACGAUGCUUAUGAAAAUCAACCACAUUCUACACAACGUGAGCAAUAUGAACAACAUCACCCGCAACAAUACCCGCAAAAUACUCAACGGCAGCAACAGUACCAGCAACAAAACUAUCAUCCACAGUCUCCACAAUCUCCACAGCAACAGUAUCAAUCACAGCAUGGUUUACAAAGGAGCAGCACAAGUCCAGUGAAGGAUCAAUCUCAAGCGAGCUCGGCUAGCACUGAGGAAAGUCUUAACGAGGCGUCUAAACCAGAAUCACCUGCACAGGAACAAAUGCAUCCACCUUCGCCUACAAAUUACAAUCCGCUAGCGAAAGAGAAUCGUAUGUCCUAUCAUCAAUUCGAUCAGUCACCUGGCUCCGAUCAGAGUCCACCUCUCAAUGUGUACAGAGAGCGUAGUGCUCCGAUUCCACCUAGUAUGUCAACACAUUCAAUGAAAGAAUACUAUCACUCUGAUCGGCCGGCACAUCCUGCACAAUACCGCCACAGUCAAAACGAUUUAACUGAAUGGGAUGAUCAGCACUCUCCCCACAAUCAGUUCGGUAGUACAGCUGCAUUAAACAAUAGACGCAGUGCUGGACCAGAAAGGGAGCCAUUCGAUCGUUAUCCUUACAGGAACGGUAAUGCUAGAGAAAAUGGAGAUUGGGAUGAUGUUGAGAGAAAUAGACAAAGGCGAUCCGAUGGCAGGUUCAGCGAAACGGGCAGCAAUGUUUCACCCGCCGUUCUAAGUCACUUAGCAAACUACAAUUUUAGGCGCCCAAUUCACAGAAAUUCCAAUCUCCUCUCGGCUACGUUAUGCUUGGUAAGAGAACUUGACUAUCCAAGUUUGGAAGUUGUGGAACAUGCUGUCCGUUGUCGCAUUGAUGAGCUGACAACUCAAUGAUCGAUAUGAAAUCAGUUGCCACGUUGUAAUUCGAACAAACCGCAGAGAUGACAUCUUCAUUAACAAAAUUAACCGAAACUAAUUAUUUUAAUCUCACACGAACAACUAAAAGAAAAAUAAUUUCUUUAAUUUGAAAUUCUCAAAUUAUAUUUUACAUACGAAUAGUUUUAUAAUUCAAAGUUAUUCCUAAAAUCAGGACAAUUAAUGUGUAUCAGAUUAUUUUGUUAUAAAAUAAUGUUAAAUAACAAAAUCGUAUGUAAAAUACUUGCCAAUUGCCAAUCCAAAACAAUGCAAUAUAAAAACCAUUUAUUAUAGCAUGAAACAA